Messenger RNA from Plodia interpunctella (Indianmeal moth), 1408 nucleotides. RefSeq names its product H/ACA ribonucleoprotein complex subunit 1-like (gene Bmp-2). Bases 147 to 1088 code for a protein of 313 amino acids. Gene Ontology annotation, molecular function: mRNA binding. Lineage: Eukaryota; Metazoa; Arthropoda; Insecta; Lepidoptera; Pyralidae. The transcript has 4 exons. The record is from RefSeq and is a predicted model, not a curated record. Gene Ontology annotation, cellular component: nucleus.
UAGCGUCUUUUCACACUAUUUUUUUAUUGCCCGCCAUCCACCAUUUUGUAGCGAGCUCGUGAGAGGUUAUCGUUGUGCGUCGUAGUAAAGUGAAGUUAUUAAUUUUAAUACAAAUAAUUACAUUUUAAUAUAAAUAAUAAGUGAUAAUGGUGCCGCAAACCAAAGUAUUCGUCGGCAGUCUACCACAGGGCUCCAAGCCUGAGGAUUUAAGAAAGCUAUUCGAGCGCUUCGGUGCCGUCACAGAAUGCGAUAUCAUGAACCGGUGCGGGUUCGUGCACAUGCAAACAGAGGACCAGGCAUCCGCCGCAAUUCGGGGGUUGAAUAACACCACGUUCAACGGAGCUGUGAUAUCGGUCGAACGCGGUCGCAUCAAGGAGCGCGGCCAGCGAGGUGGCGGGCGCGGCGGCGGAAUGCGCGGCGGCAUGAGAGGUGGCAUGGACCGGCGCGGCGGCGGCGGCCCCAUGCGAGGCGGCGGCGGCGGCGGCCGGGACGCGCCCUACAUGCGCGACUCGAGACCCAUGGGCCACAUGCGCGGCGGAGACAUGCGGGGGCCACACAUGGGAGGCAUGGGCAUGGGCGGCGGAGCGCGCAACGGCAUGGGCGGUGGCUACGAGCGCGGGCCCGAGCGGGCGCCGGCCGCGUACGACGACCGCUACAACGGCUACGGCGGCGAAGACCGGCGCGGGUUCGCGCUGUCGCGGGACCCCUAUGCGGCGCCAGCGCCCAUGUACGCGGACGAGCGGCGCGGGUACUCGGCGCCGGUGGACGACAUGGGCGGCAUGUACGGCGAGGAGCGCCGCGCGCCGCUGUACCCGGACGAGCGGGAGCUGAUGGAGCGCCGCGCGCCCUACCGCGCCGCUGUGCCCAUGGCCGCGGGCUACGACCGCAGCGCGCCCACACAGCGGGCAGCGGGGAUGGGCAAUGGAGAUAUGUUCAGCAGAAGAUCACCAAUGGACAGGGGAGGUGCGGCAGUGUCCGGCUACGAUAGAGAUCCCUACGGACAGCAAUAUGCACCAAUGGGACGCGGCGGCGGCGGAGCGGCGCGCGGUAGGGAGCACAGCGGCGGCAUGGGCCCGCGCCGCUACUAGACUAGCGUAGGAUGAUAGCGCCGCGCGAACAAACUGUACCGUACUCUGCGGAACUCUCGGCUCGUAGCGUUGCGUUCGUGGGACGUGGGACGGUGCAGGCUAGCGUAGGGCCGGCCACACGCCGCAACUCCAUCAUUAAUGAUCAUGUUAAUACACUAAUUAAUUUAAUAAAUGAAGAUUUUAACGCGGGGCUUUUAUUCCGUCUCCGUGCGAUGGUUCGCCUUCCGCGGAGCCCGCCCACGAUUUAUCGGCGAAUAUUGUAAGGAAUUAUUUUAAGUUGUAUAUUUAAUUAUAGAUUAAAAACCCUUUAAUGAAAUGUA